AUGAACUUGUUUCCUGAGGCUUCGCCUCAGCAUGACUCCUUGGGCACCUUGGGGGAUACCUUGCCGGCCACUGAUACCCAAGUUGCUGAGUCGCUGGGGAAGUCUCCAACCUAUGCUAGCUCUGAUGGGGGUAGCAAAGCUGUUGUAAGAGCCAGAGUGCAUGAGCUGCUUGCAAGUGGCCAGAUUGAUGACAGUGUGGCAGCGAAGCUCCUUGGGGAAGGUGACCGACCCACUGCAGGUGGCCAAAAGAAGCCCAUUGCUGAGGAAAAAAUCACUGGUGCAAUCAAGCUGUGCGAGCAAGAUCCUGAAAAACUCAUCAGGCGAUGCCAAUAUGGCGGUGAUGAUGAGUACCGUGUGACUGUCCGGGAAACGGGCACCAACGAGCAGCAGCAGAAAGCCUCUGAAGAAACGGGUCAAAUGGACCAAAGCUUGCUGAUGUCAAGCUGGGCAGAGUUGAUGCUGAUGCAGCACGAGAUGCUGCAGCCCGGAGUGCCCAAUGUACAGCUACGAGCGAGGGCUGUGGAAACUCUGAAAGAUGACCUCAAAGUCUUGGACUCGGAGUACAACAAGUUGUCGGAGCAAUUGGCCAAGGGAGAACGGGAUGAUCAUUCCAAGGAGUGGUCUGCAGAGUCUGAGAAGAUCCUGAAACUGUCCACCUUUACGUGCACCAAAGUGGCCGCGACCGAAGCCAAGAUUCGGUCCGCAACGCGGCACUUCAAGAAGGUGGUGGUCAAGGAUGAGGUCGCAUUGGCAAGUCAGCCAAGCGCUUCGCGGCCAAUGUUGGUGAAGGAGCCAUGUGCUCAGAAACUCACAGCGCUGGCAUGGCAAACGAGUGGGCUGAAAACACAAGUUAGUCAGUUAGUGUUGUGA
This is a messenger RNA of Cladocopium goreaui, 870 nucleotides long. Lineage: Eukaryota; Dinophyceae; Suessiales; Symbiodiniaceae. The record is from the annotation of a GenBank genome assembly.